This is a messenger RNA of Rosa chinensis, 1647 nucleotides long. RefSeq names its product DAZ-associated protein 1. The transcript is spliced from 14 exons. The record is from RefSeq and is a predicted model, not a curated record. Gene Ontology annotation, molecular function: RNA binding. NCBI's taxonomy places the organism in Eukaryota, Viridiplantae, Streptophyta, Magnoliopsida, Rosales, Rosaceae. The coding region runs from base 281 to 1372 and encodes 363 amino acids.
GGACGAGGUUCAAAUUAGAAAGGACCCAUCAAGCUCCGGCCCAACUGUGUGCGUGAACGUCCGACCGAGCUAGCUAGAGAUUUGGAGAGAGAAAGCGCGCGCGGGUGAGAGAGAGAGAGAGAGAGAGAGGUUCAGGUCUGGUUAGGGUUUUGGAAAUCCCCAGAGAAAUUGGUCCCUCAAGGGAGCGAGUGUGUGAGAAUUGAGAGCGAGAGAGAGUGGUUAGAGCAACGAAAGCUUUGUCUUUUUUCAAUUUUAGGGUUUCUCUGCACCGGAUAAAUCCAUGGACCGCAAGCUUGUGGUUUUGGGCAUUCCAUGGGAUAUUGAUACAGACGGGUUGAGAGAGUAUAUGAGCAAAUUUGGGGAGUUGGAGGAUUGUAUUGUAAUGAAGGAGCGGUCAACUGGCAGAUCUCGUGGAUUUGGAUAUGUGACGUUUGCAUCAGCUGAGGAUGCCAAGAGCGUGUCAUCAAGUGAGCACUUUCUUGGUAAUAGAAUGCUGGAAGUUAAAGUGGCUACCCCAAAGGAAGAGAUGAGAACACCUGCAAGAAAAGUUACCAGGAUUUUUGUUGCAAGGAUCCCACAAUCUGUGACAGAAGCAAACUUUCGAGGUCAUUUUGGGAAAUAUGGAGAGAUAACAGAUUUAUACAUGCCGAAGGAUCAAGGCUCAAAAAUGCAUCGAGGAAUUGGGUUUAUUACCUUUGAAAAUGCAGACUCUGUGGAAAAUUUAAUGGCUGAUACUCAUGAAUUGGGGGGUUCCAAUGUAGUUGUUGAUCGAGCAACACCCAAGGAAGAUGACUUUAAACCAGUGGGCAGAAUGCCAGCACCACAGGGUGGAUAUGGUGCAUACAAUGCGUAUAUCUCUGCAGCCACUAGAUAUGCAGCCCUUGGGGCUCCGACUUUGUAUGAUAAUCCACCACAUCCAGGGCCCGUUUAUGGAAGAGGGGAAUCUGCUCGAGGAUUGAGCAAAAAGAUUUUUGUUGGAAGGCUGCCUCAGGAGGCAACUGCUGAAGAUCUCCGCCAGUAUUUUGGCAGAUUUGGCCGUAUAUUAGAUGUCUAUGUUCCCAGGGAUCCCAAAAGAACUGGCCAUAGAGGAUUUGGUUUUGUAACAUUCGGGGAAGACGGUGUAGCAGAUCGUGUAUCACGAAGAUCUCAUGAGAUCUGUGGACAGCAGGUUGCAAUAGAUACAGCCACACCUCUUGAUGAAGCUGGUACAAGUGGGAACUUUAUGAUGAACAAUGUAGAACCAUAUGGUGGAUAUGGUGGUCCUAUGCGCCCUUAUGGCAGGAUGUAUGGAAGUCUGGAUUUUGAUGACUGGGGUUAUGGAAUGGGCGGUGGGCGACCAUCAAGAGCAGAUUGGAGGUACAGACCAUACUAGAGAUGUCUCUGGAUUUGCGUUAUAUCUUUUAUAAUGUCCAAAAAAGCCAUGCAGGUUUUGUUGAUUGAUUUGUACAAGAUUAAUAAUAUUUUCUGCAUUUUCUGAACUUCUUCAAUUUAAACAGUUUAGCCAGUACAAACAUAGGUAGAUGGGUAGGAAUGUUCAGAUGUGUAAUAUCAGCCCCUACUGGCAAGUACUGGUUCAGUACCAUGGUUCUUUUAUGUAGAAAUCAUUUAAAUCAAACUAUGUUUCUAAGUCAUAAGAGUUGUUAUUCA